Messenger RNA from Fonsecaea nubica, 1680 nucleotides. RefSeq lists its product as hypothetical. The coding region runs from base 1 to 1680 and encodes 559 amino acids. The transcript has a single exon. NCBI's taxonomy places the organism in Eukaryota, Fungi, Ascomycota, Eurotiomycetes, Chaetothyriales, Herpotrichiellaceae. The record is from RefSeq and is a predicted model, not a curated record.
AUGCUACACCCCCUCAACCUCCUAGCGCUCUCUCUCCUUCCAACUCCCUCCAUCGCGCAGACAGCCCCGAUCGAUGUCCGCGAAGCUACCAUCUCGAGCAUCCACAGCUCUCUGUUCUCUGGCUUCACAACCUGCCGAGAUGUGGUCAGCGCCUUCAUCGCCCGGAUCGAACACUUCAACCCGGACAUUAACGCGAUCAUCACCCUGAAUCCGGAUGCUCUCUCGAUCGCCGACUCGCUGGACCAGUCCCUGUCGCAAGGGAAUGCCACGGGGCCACUCUUCUGCAUCCCCAUCCUUCUCAAGGACAACUACGAUGCCCUUCCGAUGCCGUCGACAGGUGGUUGUUUGGCUCUCAAUGCUUCGAAACCGACCCAAGACGCGCCCGCCGUGCGGGCCUUCCGCAACGCAGGGGCCGUGAUCUUGGGCAAAUCGAAUCUCCAUGAACUGGCGCUCGAGGGCCUGUCGGUAUCCAGCCUGGGUGGCCAAACCAUCAAUCCGUACGACUUCACCCGCACGCCCGGCGGGAGCUCAGGUGGUACGGGCGCAGCAGUCGCAGCCUCGUUCGCCGUGUUCGGCACGGGCACCGAUACCGUGAACUCGCUACGAAGCCCCGCGAGCGCCAACAGCCUGUUCAGCUUCCGGCCGACGAGGGGCCUGAUUUCUCGCACGGGCGUCAUCCCCAUCUCCUACACCCAGGAUACGAUCGGUGCGAUAGGACGUUCCCUGCCGGACAUCGCGACGGCGCUGACUGUCAUGGCCUCGAUCGGCUACGACCCGGCCGACAACGUCACGUCGGCGAUCCCAUCCUCGGUCCUGGGCACCGACUAUACGACGUUCGUCUCGCCGGGCCGACGGGCCAACCUCACGGGGAUGCGGAUUGGGGUGAUCGAAGGGUUCUUCAACCGCGCAUCGAGCAACGAGACCACGCCGGUCAACGAGGCCAUGGACCACGCCAUCGCGGUCCUGCAGGGCCUGGGGGCCAGCGUGAUCGUCAUCAAUGACACGACGACGUACAACGCGACGGCCAUCUCGGCGCAGAUGGACGUGCAGACGUCCGAGUACCGCGAACUGCUCACGCACUACCUAUCGAGCGACAACCUGACGGGGCCUCACCCGUUGACCAUGCCCGCGCUCUACACGCCCAACCAAACCACGCCCGAGUUCCUGGUGAUCCCGUCGCAGUACUCGUACGUGGAGACAGCCCUGGUCUCGUCGACGGGUAACGCGUCCUACUUCCGCAAGCAGGCGCUGAUCGCCAACCUGACGCGGUCCCUGCAGGCCACCAUCCUCUCCAACCAGCUCACCUGCCUCAUCUACCCGGAGCAGAAGAACCUGGUCGUCCCCAUCGGCUCGCCCAGCCAGUCCGGCCGCAACGGCAUCUUGGCCGCCCUGACGGGCUCGCCUGUAAUCACCGUCCCAAUUGGCUUCUCACCAGCGUCGGCCACCGCCCCGAUCGGCAUCCCCAUUGGCAUGGAGCUACUGGGCCUGCCCUGGUCCGAAGGCACCCUGCUGCACGUCGCCAAGGCCCUCGACGACGUCCUGCACGCCCGCAAGAUGCCCGUGACGGCGGGACUGAACGCCACCGUCGAGCUCACAAAGGCCUACACCCAAGUGCCGCGGGUCGUGCCGCUCGGGGCCAAGAAUAUCGACAAGGCCGCCUAUCCGCUCGGCGUGUACUGA